GCGAGUUCGCGCUGCGCUAGGCUCACAGAUGCGAGUGCGCUGCGAUAGAAGAAAAAACAGGGUCGAAACGACAACCGAAGGGAGGACUGUGUAGUGUAAUCAUGUGUCAAGAAUCACGUGCUGCUGCUGCUGCUGCUACUGCUGCUGGCCUGCUGCUGCGCGGCGAGCGCCGUCGCCGAGGCGGGCCUCGGCGGAGAGCGCGAUUAUGCGGCCUUUUCCGCGACCCGCACAAAGAAGAGGCGCCCUCCGUCAGCCUCGACCUGCCACCGGCUCGCGUCGACCGACCCGGCCGCGUGCCACACCUCCACAGCCCAGUGCGCCAGCCCGCAGAAGUUGCCCUCCUCGAUGCCCCAUCCCGUGGGCCACGCGGCCAAAGCGGUGCCGAGAGGCGGCGGCGGCGCCGCGGUCGCCUCGAGACGCGCCGCGACGGCGUCAAAGGCGAUCCGCCUCGCGCCCGUCGCGGCCGCCUCGGCCAGCAGCGCCUCCCCGGCCAGCCGCGGGAGGUCGCCCUCCGUCUCGAACCAGCACGACGAGCGGCCGUCGGCGCACGCCUCGUCCCACGCCUUGAGCUGGCGGACAAAGGCCGCCAAGCUCUUGAGGCCGGGCGAGGGCGCGGCGGGCGACGGGGCAAGGGAGCAGCCGGGCGAGGAGAGGUAGGAGGUGCUCGCCGGCGAGCGCUCCCGCGCCUGCGAAGGGGCAAGGCCUGAGGGCGGGCGGGCGGUCGGGCGGGCGGGCGCGGGUGGGGGGGAUAAACGCUGCGCCGCCAAAGGAACCAGCGACACUGGCCGCGGCUCGUCGCCACGCGCCGGCUCGGAAGAGGGGCUGUCGGCGGCGAAGCAGAGUGGCACGCCUCGCCGCUCGAGCCGCCGACAGCCCCCCUCCUCGACGUGACGGCCGCUCCCGGAGCCGGCCGGUGCGCGCCUGACCCACGCCCCCUCUCGCACCCCUCCGACCCCCCCUGCGCGGCGCACCCGUCCGCUGUGCGCCGGCUCGAGCGCCAGAAUGUGGCCGCAGGAAGAGCCUCCGGCGGGCCUCCGGCGGACGCCUGGCGGCGUGGCGCUGCGCGCCGGCCUGCGGCCCAAAGCCCGAACGAGCGGUCAAGUUAACUUGACGCGCCGAAUCCCUUG
Molecule: messenger RNA, 1127 nt
Organism: Emiliania huxleyi CCMP1516
Lineage: Eukaryota; Haptophyta; Isochrysidales; Noelaerhabdaceae
Exons: 2
Coding region: 102-707 (201 amino acids)
Source: RefSeq, a predicted model, not a curated record